Molecule: messenger RNA, 1474 nt
Organism: Nicotiana attenuata
Lineage: Eukaryota; Viridiplantae; Streptophyta; Magnoliopsida; Solanales; Solanaceae
Exons: 2
Coding region: 72-1241 (389 amino acids)
Source: RefSeq, a predicted model, not a curated record
CUUAGCAUAAAUCAUAACUCAGAAAAACUAAAAUCACAUUUCGUUGAACUCAGAAUAAAACUUAUCGAAUUAUGGGCUGCGCCUCGUCGAAAAGAAUAGAGGCUACCGUCGACGUCUACCGUCCACCGCCGACGAGCUUCGCCGUCUUUGAUAUCAACUCUAUCGAAGAGCCUUGGCUCAAAGCGGGCAAUAACAAGGUAGAAGAUGAGGAGGAACAAGAAGAGAAACAACUUGCAAUAGUACCACAACCAAUUCUUGCAAAAUUCAACGCAAAUAUUGAUGAGGAUCCUCGUUCUUGGGAUGAAGUUAGCAAAGCUUUAGAAGAUAUUAAACCAACCCUACAAAAUCCUCCACCACUAAAAUCACCUAAAAAACCUCUCCUCGCACUCCCCGCGCCGCCGCCGCCAGCCGCCGAAGAUGGCGGCGCUUCCCCGAAAAGGAGACUUCCAAGAAAAAGCUUUUCCUUUCAUACCCUUGAAGAAGUUGAAUCCAACAUUUCAUCUAAAGGUUCAAAAAAACCUAAUGAGUUGAAGAAAACAGAGUCCAUGCCUACUUAUGAGGAAUAUAAAAAGUUGCAAAAGUUUGGUAAUAAAACAGUGAAAAAUGAGUCACAAAUUGUGGUUCAUACGGGGAAUGUACAACAAAGGAUAGAAUCUGAAGGGUACAAGCCAGUGAAAGAGAAUAUAUUUUUGUUAAGAGACAAAAUGGAAAGAGAAAAAGAAGGGAAAGUUCCAACUUUCAUUAAAUUUGACCCUUUAAGUGAUUACCCCGAAAAGUGUCCGCCACGUGGCGAGGAUUCAUUGGUUGUCUACACGACGUCACUAGGUGGUGUGCGUCGCACGUUCGAGGAUUGUAACAAAGUGAGGCUAAUCUUGGAGUCGCAUCGGGUGGUUUUUGACGAGCGCGACGUGGCGUUGCACGGUGAGUUUCGUCAGGAGUUGAAGGAGCUUCUAGGAGAGGAAGAAGACGCGAGCGUGCCGAGGUUGUUUGUUAAAGGAAGGUACAUUGGUGGAGUGGAGGAAGUAGUGAAUUUGAAUGAGACGAGUCGACUUGGGAGGAUACUGAAUCGAGCUCGAGUUGAGAGGGGUGUGGGGAGGUUAGGGUGUGAAGGGUGUGGAGGGGCUAGGUUUGUGCCAUGUUUUGAUUGUGGAGGAAGUUGCAAGGUUGUGAAUGGGCAUGUUAAGGAAAGAUGUCCAAAGUGUAAUGAGAAUGGUUUGAUUCAUUGCCCUAUUUGCGAUUGAAUGAGUGUAUGUAUCCUCGUACGUACACAUACAUAAAAUUUUAAGUCAGCUAAUGCAAAAAAUAUAAUUCCUUUUUUGUGAAGUGACCGCCAACUUAGUAUAGGUGCCUGAAUUGUUACAUGCACGCAUGCAAUUACCUUUGCAUAUAUAUAGUUUGUAACAAACUUUUUCAUGGUUUGGGUUCAGUGUAAAGUUUUCAGUUGAAUGAUUUAUAUACUUUAGUUUUUGCGGUA